Messenger RNA from Populus euphratica (Euphrates poplar), 753 nucleotides. RefSeq lists its product as uncharacterized. The transcript has 3 exons. Lineage: Eukaryota; Viridiplantae; Streptophyta; Magnoliopsida; Malpighiales; Salicaceae. The coding region runs from base 45 to 722 and encodes 225 amino acids. The record is from RefSeq and is a predicted model, not a curated record.
UUAAACAAGAAGAAGAAAUAAAAAAUCAAAUUUGUCCCGCCAAAAUGAAAGAGAACCAAACGCCAUUAAAAGAACUCUCGCGAUCAUCAUCCUCUUCCGCUCGCAAAUUCAAAGAGUCUCAAUUGAAGAAGCCACAAAAGAUCGCAAAGAAAAGCUUGAGCGGUGUGUUUUCUUCGGCCGCCGAAGUUGUUUCGCCGGAAAUCAACAUUAACGAAUUGAGUGAUUUCUCUCCAGUUUCAGACAUCUCUGAUGCUUAUCACUGUGGCCAAACAGCACAAAUCUCCGUGUCGCCUUUAAAUCCGGCUCCUUGGGCUUCGACAGACACAUUAUCUGUCUUUGAUCUUACUCCGACUUCAGAAAUCAGCACCAUCACGGACAGACCAGGUUCCGUCGAGAAAUAUGGACUCGGCAAACUAUGCGGUUCAAAGAUCGGUCCAGUGGAGGGGUUGGAGGCAGAUGUUGCGGUGAAGCUUCUAAAAGAAGCAAGAGUUGAGGUUUUGGAUUCUGAUGUUCGGUCAAAGAAGUUUCUAGAUGCAUUGACGAAGGCUGUUAUGGAUGAGUAUUGUACACUGCCUGAAGAGAAAGACUGGAUGACUGACCUUGUUUCCAUGAAAGGGCGCAUUGUGUGCUUGUGUUUCUUGAUCUGGAGCUUUGUGGUGUCCACGAUGUUCUUGUUUGGUUCGGGAUUGAGUAGCUCUGCUGGUGGACCAUUGCCCACUUGAAAGAUUGCAUGGAAAGGUUGUGAUUCGUGCU